CCUGUGGUGCAACCAAAGCCUCGCAAUCUGUCAAAUGGAACACCCAGAUCGCCCUCCUUGCGUCAAGAAUUUCUACCUACACCGAAAGAAGGUAUGAAACACUUGCCGUACUCAACCUCUCAGACGGGCCUGGUGUACGACGUUCGGAUGAGAUUCCACGUCGAGGUCCGACCUGAGGUCAACCAAGGAGUUCACCCAGAAGAUCCACGGCGUAUUUACGCCAUCUACAAGGAGUUGGUAGACGCCGGCCUAGUCGACGAUCCUAAAACAAUCAGUCCAGCCCCUUAUGUCCUUGCGCGGAUACCAACAAGAUAUGUGACCAAGAGAGAAGUAUGUGCUGUACACACAGAAGAUCACUACAAUUGGGUCAUCAGUCUUGAGACCUGGGACAACGAUCUUCUUCACGAUGCUGGCCAGCAGAUGGACAGCAUCUAUCUCUCAAGAAACACUCCCGUAUGUGCAAGGUUAUCAGCCGGAGGUGCGAUUGAAGCAUGUCGAGCUAUCCUUAACGGUCAUGUCAAGAACGCAAUCGCAGUAAUCCGACCUCCUGGUCACCAUGCAGAGCACAAGGAGCCAAUGGGGUUCUGCAUCUUCAACAACGUGCCCAUCGCAGUCAAAGCUUGUCAAGAAGAGUUUGGCGACAAAUGCCGCAGAGUCCUGAUCCUCGAUUGGGAUGUGCAUCACGGCAAUGGAGUACAGCAAGCUUUCUACGACGACCCGAACGUGCUCUACAUCUCUCUACACGUCCACCAAGGAGGGAAGUUCUAUCCUGCUGGGCCUGCAGGAGAUCAUCUGCACUGUGGUGAGGGCGCUGGAGGUGGACUGAAUAUCAACAUCCCAUGGCGCACAGCUGGUAUGACAGACGCCGACUAUAUCCUUGCCUUCCAAAAGAUCGUCAUGCCAAUUGCCCAAGACUUUAAUCCUGAUCUGGUCGUUGUUUCUGCAGGAUUCGAUGCGGCGGAAGGCGACAUGCUCGGAAAAUGCCAUGUCUCACCCGCCGGCUACAGUCAGAUGACACACAUGCUGAUGUCCCUAGCUGAUGGGAAGGUUGCCGUGUGUCUCGAAGGAGGAUACAACUUGAGAUCCAUUGCAGUCUCGGCCCUUGCAGUCACACGAACUCUGAUGGGCGAGCCGCCAGGACGACCAGUUACUACGAUUCCUACACCAUCCGCCAUUGACACUAUUGAGGAAGUGCUACGACAGCAAGCAAAGUGGUGGCCAUGCUUAUCCCAAGGCGACCAGUCGCGACAAUUAAAGCAGCAAUCUAGCGAACGAGUUCACGAUGUCGUUCGUAUGUACCAGGCCCAUUGGCUCUGGGAGAAUUUGGGAAUGUCCGAACUCUUUAUUGCCCACAGCAAGGCAUCAAAGAGUUUUGCAGGCCAAGUGCUAGCGACUAAGAACCACGCCGACGCACGCCCUCUCUUAGUCAUCUUCCACGAUCCUCCAAAACUCACUGGUUCAACCAAUCCUAGAACUCAGGCUUUUGAACUGCACAACACAUGGCUGACUGAUUCCGUGAAGCAAUACACUACAUGGGCCGUCGAUCAAGGUUUCUCUGUUAUGGACAUCAACAUACCGAAACAUCACACUGAGGCUGAAGACGACUAUGAACACGCCGAGCCAGCAGAUGAAGGUCGAAGAUCAGAUGAGACCGAAGUACUUGCCAAGUAUCUCUGGGACAACUACAUCGAGCUAAGCGAAGCAAGCCACAUAUUCUUUAUGGGCGUUGGCCAGGCAUACUCGAACCUUAUUGCCUUUUUGAAAAAGAACGACAGAUGCAGAGACCGGCUGACCAAGAUCAUCGGCUUCAUCUCCGACUCCUGCGUCUUACCCUCGUACAAAGCUUCUACGGAUGACUUCCUGGAUCGCUGGUACAGAGAUGCGUCGAGGAUAUUUGUCGCCGAUAACCACUAUGUCUGGGAGAGGCACAAGAACAAGCAACCGUCUAAGAAAUGGGGCAAUCUUGAAAGAAGCAAGUACAACGACAUGCAGGAGAUGCUUGCGAGCCACCAGAAGGAAGUCACGGGCAUCCUGACCAUCUCGACUGAAGACUGGCAGCAGGAAGUAGCUCCCGUGGUGGGCGCUAAUGAGGAGAUGUAAUGCACGACAAACGGAAGACUAUUUCGCAUCUUGUAGCGAGAGACAUACAUUACUGGUCGAGAUCAAUGCAUCAAGCAGGGAUUAACCAUACAUGCAGAUGCAACCUUGUUCGUGGUUAUGUUACCCUCAUACAACUGAUCCUGUGGAACCUAUUGUCUCUACUGUAGUCCGACAACUUGUUACCAUGGAUAGUCACCCUCCUUCAAUAUUGCAGGAGAAACAAGUGAAAC
Aureobasidium subglaciale EXF-2481 is the source of this 2330-nucleotide messenger RNA. RefSeq lists its product as uncharacterized. Gene Ontology annotation, cellular component: histone deacetylase complex. Lineage: Eukaryota; Fungi; Ascomycota; Dothideomycetes; Dothideales; Saccotheciaceae. The record is from RefSeq and is a predicted model, not a curated record. The coding region runs from base 94 to 2100 and encodes 668 amino acids. Gene Ontology annotation, molecular function: histone deacetylase activity. Gene Ontology annotation, biological process: chromatin organization. The transcript is spliced from 4 exons.